This is a messenger RNA of Telopea speciosissima, 747 nucleotides long. RefSeq names its product D-alanine--D-alanine ligase A-like. The coding region runs from base 104 to 745 and encodes 213 amino acids. Lineage: Eukaryota; Viridiplantae; Streptophyta; Magnoliopsida; Proteales; Proteaceae. The transcript has 5 exons. Gene Ontology annotation, cellular component: chloroplast. The record is from RefSeq and is a predicted model, not a curated record. Gene Ontology annotation, molecular function: D-alanine-D-alanine ligase activity. Gene Ontology annotation, biological process: peptidoglycan biosynthetic process.
AAUCGACCAUUAUAAGUAUUAGUUGGUUGUCUUUCUUUUUAGUUUCAAUAUUUGAUCUCUCUGAGACUUCUCAACAGUUCAACUCCUCCGAAGCUGCUCUUUAAUGGCGUCGCUCUCACGAGCUUCCUUAGCUUAUAAUUCUAACGCCACCUUGUUUCGCGGAAAGAGAGACGCCUUCGUAAGAUUAGAAAACUGUGUUGUAUUUCACAAUUCAUUUGAGUCGACACUUGUUUUGCAUAAUUUAUCGCACAAGCGAUGCUCUCGUCGAGUUGGUGUUCCUCGUGCCUCCAAGGAAGUUGUCGAAGGUCGACUUGUGGAGGAAAAGGGAAAGGAGAAAAGUAGGGUUCUCAGGGUUGGUCUAAUCUGUGGAGGUCCGUCUGCUGAGCGUGGCAUUUCACUGAAUUCGGUGAGAUCAGUUCUUGAUCACAUACAGGGAAAUGAUUUGCAUGUAAGCUGUUAUUACAUCGAUUGCAAUCUUAAUGCUUACGCUAUAUCCUCUGCCCAGGUAUACUCAAACACUCCUGCAGAUUUUGACUUCAAACUUGAAAGUCUUGCCCAAGGUUUCCAGUCUUUGUCUGACUUUGCAGAACACCUUGCUGCCUCUGUGGAUAUAGUAUUUCCAGUUAUACAUGGUCGUUUUGGUGAAGAUGGUGGCAUCCAGGAAUUACUGGAGAAAGUAAAUAUUCCAUUUGUUGGGACACCUUCGAAAGAAUGUCGUCAAGCUUUUGACAAGGUAAGCAAUUAAUG